GGGGUACCCAGGUCACAGGCUUCAGUAAGAAAAAGGGAACAAUUUUGUUGUGAACCAUGAAAUCUGCAAUGCAAAACUUCUAAUGUGUGUGUGGGUGUGAGGAUUGAGAAGGGAGAGGUGGGCAGAGGGAAAUGGAAGGAGUGGGAGGACCAGGAAAGUGAGGUUGGGAAAGGUAUUGUCAUCCUUAAGGUUUUGUGUUGGAAAUGCAAUGGUAUCGAUGAGAAGCGGGUUAAGAGUACCUAAAAGCAAGCGCUGGAAUCGUCGUCAGUAAUACUCACUGAAGAAGGUGAACAGGAAAAUCUUGAGAAGUCCAUGCCAGAGAGUCUGGAGCCUCCAUGCCAACCAGCUUGGUGCAUGUUCUUAAUUGCUCCUGCCUGAUCACUAACCAGACCCUAUUCACCACAACUGUCCCCUACAAAUUCAUGUGGCUGUAUCUGGCAGUCCUCUUGGGCCUGUACUACUUCCUGCGCUGGUACCGGGAGAGGCAGGUGGUGAGCCACCUCCGGGACAAGUUCGUCUUCAUCACGGGCUGUGACUCGGGCUUCGGGAACCAGCUGGCCAGGCAGCUGGACCUGAAAGGCUUGAGGGUCUUGGCUGCGUGUCUGACGGAGCAAGGGGUGGAUCAGCUGAGGAACCAGACAUCAGACAGGCUGCAGACGGUGAUCCUGGAUGUCACCAAGACUGAGAGUGUCUCUGCGGCCACCGAGUGGGUGAAGGAGCAUGUGGGGGACAGAGGACUCUGGGGUCUGGUGAAUAAUGCCGGCAUUUGCACACCCAUGGCACCCAAUCAGUGGCUGACCAAGCAGGACUUCGUGAAGAUUCUGGAGGUGAACCUGUUGGGAGUGAUAGAUGUAACCCUGAGUCUGCUACCCCUGGUGCGGAAGGCAAGGGGCCGUGUGGUCAACAUUUCCAGCGUCAUGGGCCGGAUGGCUGUCUUUGGUGGAGGCUACAGCAUGUCCAAGUACGGCGUGGAGGCCUUCUCAGACUCCCUCAGGCGGGAGCUCUCCUACUUCGGAGUGAAGGUGGCUGUGAUUGAGCCGGGUUACUUCCUGACCGAUAUGACCCAAGAAGAGGUGUAUCGUGAAAAUCUCCAGGCAUCAUGGGAUCAUGCCAGCCCAGAGAUCCAGGAACUCUAUGGAGACAACUUUCUUGCAGACUUUAUAAAGGCAUCGGAUUUUCUGAAGGCACCGUGGGCUAGAAAUCUGUCCUUGGUGACCAACUGCAUGGAGCACGCCCUCACCGCCUGCCAUCCCCGCAGCAGAUACUCAGCUGGUUGGGACGCCAAGUUCCUCUAUCUCCCCAUGAGCUACCUGCCCAGCUUCCUGGUGGAUCUCAUGAUAUAUUGGAAUUACCCCCAGCCUGCUAAGGCUCUGUAAUCCAAGAGUGGGGUGUGUGGUAGGCGGGAGUUGGGUCGUGGGUGGGGAGAGGACACAUGGAGGGAGGGAAAUAGAGUGGAGAGGGGGAUUCUCACGGAGCCAGAACACACAUUCCGCCUCACUCCCCACCCAGUCCCCAGGCUUUGUUUGGGUCAUUGCUUAGGACUCUAAGAAUUAGGAAGAAAGAGACAUAUUGUGCUUGAGGAACUGGGGUCAGAUGCUCACGUCUUCAUUCUGUCCCUUGUGCGUUAUGACCCACAUCAGCUGUGAAAAGCUGUACUGUGGGGAGGACAUGAGACACUGGGGCUUUCAGUCCCCUGUGCUUUGGCUCUGGCCACCUCUUCAGAUGAGUCUUUCCCAUGUCCUGUCUCCCUCUUCCCCAGGAUGGAAAUGAUGGGCAAGGGGAUACAAGCCCAUCUUCACUGAGGGUGUCUAUUGAUAGUGGAGGGUAUCCACCAGCCUGAUCCAAUAGCCUGGGUGCCAAUUCGGUGACCUUGGCAGGUUUGGGCACAGAAACCAGGUUUUGAUCCAUCUUGGAAACAAGAAUUUCUGUUGAUUAUUUUUUCUUUAAAAUUUCAUUUGAAAAGUUCACAUACUAGAAUGCAUGCUAGGGCUUCAUGGUUAAACUGAAGGCACUUGGUUUUCAAAUUAUUAUUUAUGACACAUACAAAUAGUACCAGUCUCACCAAACCAAAUGAAAUCAAAUAAAGCAUCAUUGAUUCACUUUAUGUCUUGGGGGUGUGUGUUUAGAAGGUUUGGAAUCACGCCCUGGAAUCCUGUCCAGAAUGUCAGAGGGCUUGUGAGGUUAUAAAGCCCUGACCCUCGUUGCUGGUCCCACAAGGGGUUGGGGGACACAAGGCUGCACUGAGAUGGGUUCCACGGCCACCUGUUUGAUCUGUGACACAAGGGCUCUAACUCAGACAAGGCUGAACAACAAAUGCUUUGAGAAAGAAAUGCAGUGCACACUAGCUGAGUCUUCAGGCUGGACCCUCAGCGGAUUCCCAUCCUCCUCCCUCCAGGCUGCCUUCUUUGGGGGUGGAGCCAGUUCUGGUCUGAUGGUUGUGAGCAGGAGCUGGAACCCGUGCCAGAGAUCUGGCAGCAGCCACAAGGCAGUCUCCGUCCUCCGCUCUUUGGCCAUGCUGGUGGUUUUGGAGAACAAGUUCAGUGGCUCCCCAACCGUAAUACCAUCUCCAUACCAGAAUCAGACCUUUAGGACAUGAAGACAGGAUUUGUCUGUCUAUUUUGAGAAUGGAAUGUGGGCCAGCUGCACCUCCCAGGAUCAAAGAUGCAGAGAUUUUAGUCAGUGAGUCUCCCUGACAGGGUGGGCCCUGAAAGAUGUCUUCUUGUGGGCUCUGCAGCUUCAAGGUGAGUGAGAGUUAUCCCAGCCUCCUGUCUUGGGUCUCUACUGAUCUUCCUAUGAUCUUCCCCACUUGGAAUGUAGUGUGGAGCUCCUGAAAGACCCCAAACCCACACUGUAAUUUUCAGAAUUCACAAAACAGAGGCAAAUGCCCUGAGGGCUGGCACCAGUCUGCUGCCUGGCCCUGUGAGAAUUUAUGGUUGAUGCUUUCAAGGUCACUGAGAAAAAAAAAGUCUUGUUACUUUGAGUAAAGAAACCACAACCUUUUCUCUUAGCAGGGUUAGUGUUUGUACAAGACUUGCAUGUUCCCCCAGCUUCCUGACAGUUUCCAGGGCACCAUCCUCCAUCCUGACCUUCUUCCUCCUCAACUUUUGGGGAAUCCCUGUCAGAGGGUCCUGCUGGUCACCCAGGAAGCUGGCAGAGGCUGCUUUCUUUAGGACUAUCCUUUCUAUUACUGAUGCCAACUCCCCCCUGAGGGACAACUCCUUUCAGGAUGACAAUCAGCUUCCUGCAGGUGAAGUGACCACUCAAAGCUGAAUCUGUCUUCCUCUCUGUGUUUGUUGGCUGCUGGGGUGAGUUCCAGAAGCAUCUGAGCCUCUGUGUCCUUGGGGAAGCCUCUCCUUCCACCCAGGACCUGUAGUCUUUCCUGACUCGGCAGUCAGAGCUGUGAUAAACGUGGAUGGUGAGGAGAUGCCAGGGACACUGACCCCAGCUCCUUCUGUCCCUGACCCUGUCACCAGCUCCAUGCCCCUCGUGGUCCAGCCCCAUUCCUGGAUGGUAUCCUCCCCCUCCCCAUGAACCUCCUCUAUGCCUAGCCAUUCUGUGGUCCAGU
This is a messenger RNA of Bubalus bubalis (water buffalo), 3565 nucleotides long. Its product is annotated as retinol dehydrogenase 16-like. The coding region runs from base 336 to 1376 and encodes 346 amino acids. The record is from RefSeq and is a predicted model, not a curated record. The transcript has 4 exons. NCBI's taxonomy places the organism in Eukaryota, Metazoa, Chordata, Mammalia, Artiodactyla, Bovidae. Gene Ontology annotation, molecular function: oxidoreductase activity.